CAAUCUUUGCGUUUAUAUAUACCCUCUGGAUCCCCUUCCUAAUUUUCCACAGCGGGGACACAACAGAACACGCAUAUUUUCCCCUUCCUCGUCUUUGAUAUUCAUUUUCUGUUAUUAGCAAGCCAAGCAGGUUACCAAAAAAAUGGCCGAUCAGCUCACCGAUGACCAGAUCUCCGAGUUCAAGGAGGCCUUCAGCCUAUUCGACAAGGACGGCGAUGGCUGUAUCACUACCAAGGAGCUUGGGACCGUAAUGCGAUCACUGGGGCAGAACCCAACUGAAGCGGAGCUACAGGACAUGAUAAAUGAGGUUGAUGCUGAUGGGAAUGGUACCAUUGACUUCCCAGAGUUCCUUAACCUGAUGGCCCGUAAGAUGAAGGACACUGAUUCGGAGGAGGAGCUCAAGGAGGCUUUUCGGGUGUUUGACAAGGACCAGAAUGGCUUCAUUUCUGCAGCUGAGCUCCGCCAUGUUAUGACAAAUCUUGGUGAGAAGCUGACCGAUGAGGAAGUUGAUGAGAUGAUUCGGGAGGCUGAUGUGGAUGGAGAUGGACAGAUCAACUAUGAGGAGUUUGUCAAAGUCAUGAUGGCCAAGUGAGGAUUACUCCACAAAAACUAAAAUUUGGAAAGCAUAAAAACAUAAAAGGGAACGGGGCAGAUAAGUUUGAUGACAUUUCUAUUUCCCAUUAGGACAUCUUUUCACAUGGUAUUAGCUUUGGUUGGUUGGUUGUCUCUUCCUGUUAGCAUUAUUUGUGGCACUUUUGUUUAGUAUCUACUUGUUUGCUGUGUCUCUUGUUUAGUAGCUUGGGUUGUUAGUGUCUUUUUACUUUACAUUUGUUAUUUUUCUUUCUACAUUUGGUAUUAUGAACCUAGAACAAUUGGAUGAAUCUGAUGCUUUUGCUUAUGGUGACUAAUUUUGUUAA
Molecule: messenger RNA, 917 nt
Organism: Alnus glutinosa
Lineage: Eukaryota; Viridiplantae; Streptophyta; Magnoliopsida; Fagales; Betulaceae
Product: calmodulin-7
Exons: 2
Coding region: 143-592 (149 amino acids)
Molecular function (GO): enzyme regulator activity; calcium ion binding
Source: RefSeq, a predicted model, not a curated record